Molecule: messenger RNA, 300 nt
Organism: Trypanosoma rangeli
Lineage: Eukaryota; Euglenozoa; Kinetoplastea; Trypanosomatida; Trypanosomatidae
Exons: 1
Coding region: 1-300 (99 amino acids)
Source: RefSeq, a predicted model, not a curated record
AUGUGGCGGAGCUCGAAGCGGCGGAGGUGGCGCUGCGGCAAGACGGCGGCGUUUCACACCCUGGAGGUGGCUCAUUGCUGGAGAGAGAGCUCAACCACGAGCACCACCAGCAGCGGCGGCGGCAGCAGCAGCACGGCUAUGGCCACUGGCCACAACAGCAGAAGCAACCGCCGCGAGGCAGCGGUGCCGCGUCGUAGUUGCCUUCACCUUACUGAUCCAUCCACACUGCAACUAGAGCUUCAUGUCUAUACAUGCGCAUGGCACAUCUGCCCUUGCGCGUCGCACGAUACACAGACAUAG